Pseudoliparis swirei is the source of this 3615-nucleotide messenger RNA. It is a transcript of the gene tgfb3, whose product is annotated as transforming growth factor, beta 3. The record is from RefSeq and is a predicted model, not a curated record. The coding region runs from base 1494 to 2711 and encodes 405 amino acids. Gene Ontology annotation, molecular function: type II transforming growth factor beta receptor binding; type III transforming growth factor beta receptor binding; cytokine activity. Gene Ontology annotation, cellular component: extracellular region. Gene Ontology annotation, biological process: transforming growth factor beta receptor signaling pathway; SMAD protein signal transduction; BMP signaling pathway. NCBI's taxonomy places the organism in Eukaryota, Metazoa, Chordata, Actinopteri, Perciformes, Liparidae. The transcript has 7 exons.
GAGGAUCAUUUGGCUUCAGUGGCCCAUUGUUACCCCAACAUGUCAUGCUCAGUGCAACGUAAAUCAAGUACUUGUGAAAAAGUAAAGUAAAGACAGGACUGUCUAAACCGAAAUAUGACUCUCAACAUUAAGAUUUGAUUUAAGACAUGUGACACAUUUCCUAAAAUGUUUAAUCUCAUGCCUUGCACCCAGAAGCAUGCUAAGUGAAUAGUCAGAUUAAUCAUGUAUUCAGUGCUGUGUUGGGUCUGUAAAACAUGAGGGAGGGGUUCAGGAAAAAUGAUGUCAUCUAAACAAUCAGAGUUUGCCUUUUACCAAACAAACAUCAUCCUUCCCACAACUCCCACGCCCUUUGCCAUUUUUUUCAUCCUCAUCCUCAAUCAAGUAGAGCCCCGUUAGAUUAUCUCAUCUAAUUCAGGCCAGCACAGUCAUCAUCAAAGACCGCAUAUAAGAAGGGUCAAUACCCAUAAUAUAGCUUCAGGCUGAGAAAGGAUGUAUAUGGGACCUGCAGUUUCCCAACAUGUCCGCUAGAUGUCGUUGUUACGCAUGUUUUACGUUGAUUGGGAGAAGCUGAACAGUAGCAGCAUCCAGUGGAUCACAGCAGCUGAGCUCCUGUGCACCUUCAGUGUCCUUUGUCCACUUUGACAUUCCAUCUGCAUUUGAUUUCCCUCCAAAACUUUAUUUGAGAUACGGUCAACAUUUUCCAAGAUCCAAAGACCCACAUAACGUCAUUGAUUGGAGUGGGACUUAACGAAUACACAGUAUCACAUUACUUAACCCGAUAUAGGCUACUUGUAUACAUAAAACAUCUCAUGGGAUGUGUCCCGUAGAGAGCACAACAAACAAAAACAUUCUCGACAAAACGAUCCAGUGUCUGUCUUUAGUAGAGAGCCGCUCUUGCGAAAUCGCAUUCCGCCCAAUAUAGUACGCACAUUUAAUUAAGUUUGACCGCACACAAAAUAUUAUUCAAAGUCGAAUGAAUUGCAUUUCAGAACAGGAGAGAUCUCAUUGUCAGAAAGGAGGCUGCAACUGGCUGCCCCUCCCUCGAAAACGUCACAGCUUGUGACUAUAAAGUAUGAGUGAGCGUGGAGCGCGUGUGAGUGGGUUUGAGGCCGGACUGCAGCGAAGGAGCAGAGACACACUGACUCCAUACAUGCGGCUGGAUGGAAAGAGCCCGAUGCAUUGGAGGAACUGAACUGCGGUGCAGAGAUCGGCGCACUAUAAACGCAGGAAGACAAGAAGAGGUGCUUGCAUGAGAUAAGGGGUAAUGACGAGUAGAGUAACGAGUUGUAUUGAAGAGUUGAGAGUAUUUUCCAAAAUGGCACGGAUUUGCUUCCAUGCAAAUGCUCAUUUUGCAAAGAUGACAUAGCACUUAAGAAAAUGGGAUUCCUCCUGGAACAAGACUCACUAACGACCUGAAUGAGAAGAGGACGGGAUUCUAUUUGAAGCGGAGCUGAUUCGUCUUCUUUUACUUGUGAGGCAACACAGAGUGAAAUAUGAAUCUGGGAAAUGCACUUCUGUUUUUCCUCAUUUCCAAUUGUGUAACAAUGACUCUGUCGCUUUCCACGUGCACCACUGUGGACAUCGACCACAUCAAGAAAAAGAGAGUCGAAGCGGUGCGCGGGCAGAUUCUCAGUAAACUGCGACUGACCAGUCCGCCUCAAACAACAGGUCCGAGCCAAGUACCGUUUCAGGUCCUGGCCCUUUAUAACAGCACCAAGGAGCUCAUUGAGGAGCUGGGAAGAGACCGGCAUCAGAGCUGUGGACAGGAUAACACGGAGACCGAGUACUACGCCAAGGAGAUUUACAAGUUCAACAUGGUCAAUGGUCCGCCAGAAAACAACGACCUGCCCCUCUGCCUGAAGGGGAUCACCUCCAAGGUAUUCCGCUUCAACGUCUCCACCAUGGAGAAGAACUCCUCCAACUUGUUCCGGGCCGAGUUUCGAGCCCUGCGGAUCCCCAACUCGGCCGCCAAGAGAAACGAGCAGAGGAUUGAGCUCUACCAGAUCCUCCAGAAAGACGACCCCAAAGCCAAGCAGCGCUACAUCGGGGGCAAGAAUGUCCUGACCAAGGGAACUCCUGAGUGGGUCUCCUUCGAUGUGACCGAGACCGUGAGAGAGUGGCUGAUGUACAGACAAACCAAUCUGGGCCUGGAGAUCAGCGUACACUGUCCCUGUCACACUUUCAGGCCCAAUGGGGACAUUAUCGAGAAUGCCAAUGAGGUGCUGGAGGUCAAGUUCAAAGGCAUGGAAGCCGACUACGAAGACCUGAGCCGUGUGAAAAAGCAGAAGGAGCAGCUCUACCCACAUCUCAUCCUCAUGAUGCUCCCUCCCCACAGGCUGGAUGCCCAGUCCUCCUCCCGCAGGCGGAAGCGGGCACUUGACACCAACUACUGCUUCAACAAUUAUGAGGAGAACUGCUGUGUACGACCACUAUAUAUUAAUUUCCGGCAGGACUUGGGCUGGAGGUGGAUCCACCAGCCUGAAGGGUACUACGCCAACUUCUGCUCCGGCCCCUGUCCUUAUCUACGCAGCGCGGACACCACCCACAGCUCGCUGCUGAGUCUGUACAACACCUUGAACCCCGAGGCGUCGGCCUCGCCCUGCUGCGUCCCUCAGGACUUGGAGCCCCUCACCAUCCUCUACUACGUGGGUCGCUCCCCGAAAGUCGAGCAGCUCUCCAACAUGGUCGUCAAGUCCUGCAAGUGCAGCUAAACAUCGGGGCGUCGGUGGCGUGAGACGCGGCGGCUCGCAGCGCCACUCGGGAGCGGGUCCGAGGGGUCGAGGGGGGGGGGGGGGGCGGUACACUUUUGCCCCGCACAUGUACCUCCGACCCCUGCUUCCGCCUCGCCGGAGCUCCCUCUCUCUCUCUCUCUCUCUCGCUCACGAACAACAAAAAGAUGCAGUCCGCCACUCUGCUCACAAUCAUCGGCAGCAUUCACCAAGAUGACACCACUUCACUAACGGCACUCAAACCCAUCGGACCUCUUCUCUUAUCGAUUUGCCUUUUGACGUCAGUGUUUCUCUUUUUUUUUUUUAUGUAUUAUUCCAGCGUUUUUGAACAGCCUGUACCUCAGUGUUACAUCGCAAGAAGAACAGAACAAUAACCGCCUUUCAGUGACCGCUGCAUUCUCAAGGACGUACAAUAAUUGCAGUCGAAAAGAAGAAAAAAUGACUGAGAAUGCAGACUGAAUGCAUCAUAGGAAUACGUCAAAGAGGGCGAAACUAAAGUGUUUGUUGAGAGCAAACACAUCCUCGGGCUCUGACGCACAGGACACCUUCGGACGUCCGAGCUGGAAAGCGACGCCGUGCGGCUGCCCGCGCCGUUUGUUUAGGAUUCAAAUGCUGUUGAAUUAAAAAUCACCUGAGAAAAGAAUCAUGAAAACAUGCUGGAAACCAACCUUUUUAUUCAAAGUCAUAUUUCCACGGUUAUGUUUACCUCUGUCAUACAACAGGACGGAGGUUCCAGGGAUCGUUGUGGAGCCUCUCUGUCGUAUGAGACGAUGUAUGUCACGAAGCGAACGUUUAACUAGAUCACAAACUGUAAACGUCUUUCCUAUUACUCUUGGAAACACCUUGUUUUUUUUAUUUUUUAUUAAAAAUGGACAGUUGGAUAGAA